AAGUUGGAAAGGAAUACAAGUAACAGUUCCCAUCUAUUCUUCAUUCUUUUUCCUUUUAUUUUCAAUCCAUUCAUUGACUUCAUUUGAAUUCUUUUGGCUUUUGCUUGUUCUUUGGGUAAAGAAGAACACCUGGAACAGACAUUCUUUACCUUCCUUAAUUACACACCUCCAGUUAUUACAUAUAUAUAUAUAUAUAUAUAUACCAUAAACUUCCUCUUCAUUCAUUUUCAUUAUCUUGAAUGCACGAGUAUUCCAAAUUUCACUUUUAGGUUGCAUUCAGAGAUGGGUAUUCUCGGAGCUAUAGCUAAGCAUUUGGAUGCAAUUAUUGGGCCUGGAGUUAUGCUUCUUUAUCCUUUAUACGCAUCAAUAAGAGCAAUUGAGAGUCCUUCAAGCCUUGAUGACCAGCAAUGGCUGACUUAUUGGGUUAUAUAUUCUCUUAUAACCCUCUUUGAACUAACAUUUUGGAAGAUCUUGGUUUGGAUUCCACUAUGGGGAUAUAUUAAACUGGUGGCUUGUUUGUGGUUGGUUCUACCGAUUUUCAAUGGGGCAGCUUAUAUCUAUGAGAAUAUAGUGAGGCAAUAUGUAAAGAUUGGAAGAUAUGUGAACCCAAACUAUCCAGAGAAUCAAAAGAAAGUACUUCAGAUGAUGACUUUGGAUUCUAGGAAAUCUGUGGAACGUUACAUCGAUAGAUAUGGACCGGAUGCUUUUGAACGAGUAGUUAAAGCUGCUGAAAGAGAGGCAAGGAAGCACUGAGAUGAAGACGAUGAUGUCGAAGAACAAUGGAUGGUUUACCGUUUAAAGGACUGGAGAAACGGUUGGGUUGUAUUUGUGGUAGUACGAUUUCAUGUUGUGUUACUAUGUGUAUGUAUGUAUUAUGCAAAAGAGAGAAAAAUUAAGGGUGGUUUUUUUUUUUUCUUUUUUUUUUUUCUUUGUGUGGAUAAUAGCUGUAAAGAAAAAGAGUUUCUAACGAAUAAUAACGUUUGGCGAUCAAUUUGGGAAAGUAAAGUAAAUCCUCGAUCAAGUAAAGUAAAACCAAUAUUCUGUUUCCUAUAAAGUUAAUAAAAGAAAGAAAGAAAAGAGUUGCU
Molecule: messenger RNA, 1085 nt
Organism: Cucumis melo (muskmelon)
Lineage: Eukaryota; Viridiplantae; Streptophyta; Magnoliopsida; Cucurbitales; Cucurbitaceae
Product: HVA22-like protein f
Exons: 5
Coding region: 283-753 (156 amino acids)
Source: RefSeq, a predicted model, not a curated record